CUUAUGCGAGUGAAACGAAGUCUCUGGAGAAUUUGUUUUCGUAGAGACCAAGCUGCUAUAUAAAUACUGUUAAAGAGACGAGAUUUUAAUUACUUUUAAGAGAUUUUGAGAAGUUUCAAAGAUCGAUCAGAAGAAAAGAAUCAUUACGAAGCAAUGGAGAAUUUUGGUGAAGGGAGAAGAAGUGGAGGCGGAGGGAUGUUGCCGUUGCUGGCUCUAAGCGCCGUCGCGGAGUACUAUAGAUUGCCGUGGAAACCGCCGGUGACGGCGAGUCUUCUGGCCGCGAAUACUCUCCUCUAUCUCAGGCCGGCGUUUAUCGAUCCCGUUAUUCCUCACAUCAGUGAGGUCUGGUUCAAUCCUCACCUCAUCUUCAAGCACAAAGACUUGAAACGUUUGUUUUUAUCAGCGUUCUACCAUGUAAACGAGCCUCACUUAGUCUACAACAUGAUGUCCCUUCUCUGGAAAGGUAUCAAGCUCGAGACAUCUAUGGGAAGCAGUGAGUUUGCUUCAAUGGUCUUUACUCUUAUUGGUAUGUCUCAAGGAGUCACAUUGCUGUUAGCCAAAUCGCUUCUUGUCUUGUUCGACUAUGACAGAGCUUAUUAUAACGAGUACGCCGUUGGGUUCUCGGGUGUUCUCUUUGCUUUGAAAGUUGUUCUUAAUUCUCAGGCUGAGGAUUACUCAAGCGUGUAUGGUAUCCUGGUUCCAACAAAGUAUGCUGCUUGGGCAGAACUGAUCUUAGUGCAGAUGUUUGUACCGAAUGCUUCGUUUCUUGGGCAUUUGGGUGGAAUCCUUGCUGGUAUUAUCUAUAUGAAGCUGAAAGGUUCUUACUCAGGCUCAGAUCCAGUCACCAUGGCGGUUAGAGGUGUAACUCGAUUGGUGACGUGGCCCUUGAGGUUUCUGAACGGUAUGGUUAGGUCUCGGAGAAGGAGGAUUACAGGGAGAGGAAGAGUGGGAAGAGGCCAGACUGGGAUAGCAGGACCUGGUAUCUGGAGAUGCCAGUCGUGUACAUAUGACAAUUCUGGUUGGUUAAGUGCUUGCGAGAUGUGUGGCUCGGGACGGGCUAGAGGAGACGGAUGGUCACUGAAUCAGGGACCAGCACUUUCUUCUUCUAAUGAUCUCCCUUUAGAUGAGCUGCGCCGUCGAAGAGUAGAAAGGUUUAGUUGAUCUCUGGAGCUCAUUCUUAGAGCUGAGGAAGGAUUGUGAAUGAAGCUUUGUUGAAUCAUUCAUUGCAUUAGCGUAUGACUAGCAGAGUUAGUGGUAGUGUUUUUCAAUCUGUCUUCUCUUUUGGUUGUUGAAGAUUUGGUUCUACGUGAAUUGGUCCUUUGAUUAGAGCAUCUUGUUCUUUGCUGGAAGUAGCGAGUGAUUCAGAUAAUAUAGUAUCUUGACACCAAACUUACAGUUUCACAGACUUUCAAUUUUAACAGAAAAUUUAUUUUAUUAGACAGCACUGCCGUCUGCCGCUGAUGAUGCUUAGAAGGAAAGUCAUAUCUUACUCUUUCUCUAGAAGAUACUUACGUUUUGUGGUCAGGUCUCAAAUCUCUACGUAAUAAUCUCUUGAUGAACAAAAGAGCUUGGGUUUGUUUUCUCCUUUUUCAAAUCAAAUUUUGUUCAAGGAAUACCAGUCCAAUCUAGGGUGAGGACUUGUGCGUUUGAGCCACAACGUUUGGCACAAGUACGGAUUCCAAACCACGAACCUAGUGUAGUCUUUAAUGAUGCAUAACAGUAAACCAUGGCAGUGAUAGAUUCUAGAUAUAUCGACCCGAUCGGAAUUGUUGAGACUAACGAGUUUACCUUGACGGUUUAUUGAUGGGUCAACGUUGUAGUGAAUUCCAUGGCGGUUGACGCUCAUCAAAUAAACCCGAAAAUUCAUCACCAUAAUAAACUCCCUUGUUGCCGCUGCUUUUGCUUGAGCAAGGUGUUUCCUUGUAAAGCUCCGCUUUUUGGAUAAGUUCUUCCAUCUUUUGAAGUUUGAACUCUCUCAUUUAUAUGACUGUGAGGUGAUACGAAAACGACGUCGUUAUGUUUAUGGGCUUUAGAAUUGGGCUAAAGGCUUAGAAUAUAGUGUAGCGACACCAAUUUGUAUCUGGCGCCGAGGUUUUCGGUGGAGAUGGAGGAGGAAGAGUCUCCGGUGGAGAAGAUUGCACCCGAGAGAGGCACCUUCGGAGAUUCAACGCCUAGAAGAUCAGAAAGUGAAAUAAUCCAGCAUCAGUUUCAUCGGCGAUGGAGCUCGUUAAGAACAGCCUCGACGCCGAUUUCAAUUCCAUAAGCGUCGUUGUUAAGGACGGUGGCGUGAAGCUCAUUCAAUUCUCAGAGGAUUGUCUCGGUAUUAGAGUACGGUUUCUACACCUGAGAGUCCAAAGGUCCUAUAUCUUUCGCUCAAACAGUAAUCUUUAAGCUCAGCUUCAAACCAAGCAGAAAUCUGUCUCUGAAGAGCUUGACUACACCUAUAUUAGAGUACCAUUGAGAAUGCUGCGUAGAGUAAGGUAUCACAAAGGUGUUCUUUGACCAUGCUGGUUACUCUUACCAUGGACGCUUAGAGGCUUUAGCUACUGCAGGUCUGCAGUAAGAGAACACAGUCUCCAAUUUUAAGCCUUUUUCCUUCUGAGAAAUUUAAAUGUAUAGAACCCAUGAUAGGGUUAAAAUUUAGAUUAGUGUUAACUGCUUCCUUUUUAAUGUGUUCAUUUGUUCUCACUA
Molecule: messenger RNA, 2691 nt
Organism: Arabidopsis lyrata subsp. lyrata
Lineage: Eukaryota; Viridiplantae; Streptophyta; Magnoliopsida; Brassicales; Brassicaceae
Product: rhomboid-like protein 14, mitochondrial
Exons: 3
Coding region: 154-1161 (335 amino acids)
Cellular component (GO): membrane
Molecular function (GO): serine-type endopeptidase activity
Source: RefSeq, a predicted model, not a curated record